CCCCCACAGCCAUGGCUGCUGCUGCUGCCGCCGCCGCCGCCGCCGGCCCUGGGGUGCCGCUGUCCCCGGACGAAUUGCUUCCGAAAGGCGAUGCCGAGAAGCCUGAGGAGGAGCUGGAGGAGGAAGACGACGAGGAGUUAGAUGAGACUCUGUCGGAGAGACUGUGGGGUCUGACGGAGAUGUUCCCGGAGAGAGUCCGGUCCGCGGCUGGAGCCACUUUUGAUCUCUCCCUCUUCGUGGCUCAAAAAAUGUACAGGUUUUCCAGGGCAGCCUUGUGGAUUGGAACCACUUCCUUCAUGAUCCUGGUGCUUCCGGUCGUCUUUGAGACCGAGAAGCUGCAGAUGGAGCAGCAGCAGCAGCUGCAGCAGCGGCAGAUACUUCUAGGGCCUAAUACAGGGCUGUCAGGAGGAAUGCCCGGGGCUCUACCUUCACUUCCCGGAAAGAUCUAGAUUGUUACUGCUAUGUUUGGCCUGUCUUGGUGGGAGAAGUUUGAAAAUUCACUAGUGUUUGAACUGCUGAUUAUUGGAAUUUUUUUUUAUUUUAUUUUAUUUUUUUUUAACUUUGGCACAUUGAUCUAUCUAAACCUGGUGGGGAGAAUUCUCCCCACAUUGUCUCAUGGAGAGACUCCUCACUUGCAGCUGUGCCCUCCAUGCUCUCCUGACUUAUUUCUUCUGUCCUCACUCUGAUACCAGAGUGCAGCAGUACAGACGGUUACUCCAGCUCCGGCCGUCCCACCCCUUUCACUCAAUUACUUCUGACGGAAGAUCUCCUCACUAUCCCAUUGUGGGGUAGGAACUGAUGCCAUCGGGAAGGAUGUGCCCCUGACCAUUAACGACUGUUUGCUUUUUAAGAAUGGGGAUGUUGGAGAGGGACGUGCACACGAGAUAAAAUGCAUUACAGCUGUGCUGUGAAUUCCUGUGUAUGUUGGAAAGGAUGGAGGGAGGGCUGGCAACAGCUUCAACCACAAGAUGGGGACUGUGGAGGACAGAGCAGGAGCUCAUUUCCUCUGCAUAUUUUGGCUGUUAGACGUGUGUGUGUCUAAAAGAGAAAAAAAAGUCAGUGCUCACUUUUUCUAUUUAAAUAUUAAAAAAUGAUUCCAACCAAAAA
Messenger RNA from Balaenoptera ricei (Rice's whale), 1107 nucleotides. It is a transcript of the gene TOMM22, whose product is annotated as translocase of outer mitochondrial membrane 22. NCBI's taxonomy places the organism in Eukaryota, Metazoa, Chordata, Mammalia, Artiodactyla, Balaenopteridae. Gene Ontology annotation, cellular component: mitochondrial outer membrane. Bases 12 to 449 code for a protein of 145 amino acids. The transcript has 4 exons. Gene Ontology annotation, biological process: intracellular protein transport. The record is from RefSeq and is a predicted model, not a curated record.